AAAUAGUUAAAUAGACGGGCUAUCGAUCAUUGUUGUACGACAGCGCGAUGCGUUCUCACAGCAAUAUGAUUACCCUGCAAUUGUUGAUAAGUGCGUCUCUGCUAUUAUUAGCAGACUGUUACAUAGUUGACCCUGGUCCGACAGUGAUAGCCACGAAAGGAGAAGUAUGGCCAAAACCCUACAGCCAAUACAGCUCUGAUAAAUUUUACGUUGUCCGACCAGUUCUGUUUGAAUUUUCGCUGACAACAGACAACCAGUGCAACUUUUUGCAAAAUGCCUUUAGUAGAUAUCACAAAAUCUUGGCAGCCGAGUCCAAUAGAGGCAAGAAAAGCUUUUCAUUUUUCAAACACCUUCUUUAUAAAAAGCAAUGGCAAGUCGAAGAAAACUUCCUUGGGUACUUGGAUAAAUUGAAUGUUAAAUUAGAUGGAAGCUGUACAGAUGGUGAAUAUCCAACUUCUGCCAUAAAUGAGAAUCUGACAACAGACAACCAGUGCAACUUUUUGCAAAAUGCCUUUAGUAGAUAUCACAAAAUCUUGGCAGCCGAGUCCAAUAGAGGCAAGAAAAGCUUUUCAUUUUUCAAACACCUUCUUUAUAAAAAGCAAUGGCAAGUCGAAGAAAACUUCCUUGGGUACUUGGAUAAAUUGAAUGUUAAAUUAGAUGGAAGCUGUACAGAUGGUGAAUAUCCAACUUCUGCCAUAAAUGAGAAAUAUAAUUUAACAAUCAAUGAAGAAGGCGCCGCAUUGGUGGCUCCUACAAUUUGGGGCAUCCUGAGAGGUCUAGAAACAUUUUCCCAACUGAUAUAUCUAGGAGAUGACACAAUUUCGUUAAGGGUCAAUUUAACAGAAAUUAAGGACCAGCCACGAUUUUCACAUCGCGGUCUGCUUUUGGAUACUUCAAGACAUUUUAUGCCAGUGGACAUUAUUCUUGUAAUGCUGGACGCUAUGUCUUACAACAAAAUGAACGUUUUCCACUGGCAUAUUACAGACGAUCAGAGUUUCCCUUACGUAAGCACGAAAUUUCCAGAACUUAGUGCAAAAGGGGCAUAUGCCUCUACCUUGGUGUACUCCCCAGCUGAUGUUAAGGAAGUGAUAGAAUACGCAAGGCUAAGAGGCAUUCGCGUGGUCCCAGAAUUUGACACACCAGGACAUACGAGAUCUUGGGGCGAAGGAAAAAAAGAUCUCCUCACUGAAUGUUAUACCGACAACAAACUUAAUAAGACUGGAAAAUUGGGACCUAUAGAUCCAACGAAAAAUAGUUCCUAUGAAUUUUUGAAAGAUUUCUUCCAAGAAGUUGGAGAAGUUUUCCCCGAUUCGUAUAUACACCUUGGGGGAGAUGAAGUCGGUUUCGAAUGUUGGCGUAGUAAUCCAGAUAUUGUGGAAUUUAUGGAAGCUAAUAACAUGUCCGAGAAUUUUGUAACGCUUGAGAGUUAUUACAUCCAGAAGUUGAUCAACAUUGUGGAUAAUUUGAACUCCGAUUCCAUCGUAUGGGAAGAGGUUUUUGUUAAUGGAGUUGUUUUGCCACAGGAGACUAUCGUUCACGUUUGGAAGGAGUUGUGGCAGUGGACACUGAAAGGAGUUGUAGAGUCAGGAAGACAAGGUCUUCUCUCUGCUUGCUGGUACUUGGACCACAUGUCUUCCUACGUCGACUGGCACGAUUUUUAUGCCUGUGAUCCUUAUGCUGCCACAGACAAUGAAGAACAUCAGAAGUUAAUUCUUGGUGGCGAAGCCUGUAUGUGGGGAGAAGAAGUCAACGAAUAUAACGUUGUAGCUAGAGUUUGGCCUAGAGCAUCGGCAGCCGCUGAGAAACUUUGGUCCACUAAAAAUGUUACGGAUGUUACCGACGCUUCUAAAAGAUUAGAAGAACACACGUGCAGGAUGAACAGGAGAGGUGUGGGAGCUCAACCUCCCAAUUAUUCAGGAUUUUGUCUAUAAUUGUCUAACAUUUGUGCUUAUAUAUUAUUUGGUAAAUAAAUAAUCUUGAAAUUA
Molecule: messenger RNA, 1985 nt
Organism: Anoplophora glabripennis (Asian longhorned beetle)
Lineage: Eukaryota; Metazoa; Arthropoda; Insecta; Coleoptera; Cerambycidae
Product: beta-hexosaminidase subunit beta-like
Exons: 9
Coding region: 48-1931 (627 amino acids)
Biological process (GO): carbohydrate metabolic process; ganglioside catabolic process; glycosaminoglycan metabolic process
Cellular component (GO): membrane
Molecular function (GO): beta-N-acetylhexosaminidase activity
Source: RefSeq, a predicted model, not a curated record